Molecule: messenger RNA, 4614 nt
Organism: Dermochelys coriacea (leatherback sea turtle)
Lineage: Eukaryota; Metazoa; Chordata; Testudines; Dermochelyidae
Gene: PYGB
Product: glycogen phosphorylase B
Exons: 14
Coding region: 32-1810 (592 amino acids)
Biological process (GO): glycogen catabolic process
Cellular component (GO): cytoplasm
Molecular function (GO): pyridoxal phosphate binding; glycogen phosphorylase activity
Source: RefSeq, a predicted model, not a curated record
GUGUCUUGUCCUAACGGCUGUAUGGCUCUGCAUGCUGUCUCUCUCCUCAGUCAAUGUGGGCGAUUAUAUCGAGGCUGUGUUGGAUAGAAACCUGGCAGAAAACAUCUCCCGAGUCCUGUAUCCAAAUGACAAUUUCUUUGAAGGGAAGGAGCUGCGACUGAAGCAGGAAUACUUCGUGGUAGCUGCCACCCUGCAGGACAUCAUUCGCCGUUUCAAGUCUUCCAACUUCGGCUCCCGAGACCCAGUCAGGACGUGCUUUGAGACCUUCCCAGACAAGGUCGCCAUUCAGCUGAACGACACUCACCCAGCACUUUCCAUCCCGGAGCUCAUGCGGAUCCUGGUGGACAUGGAGAAAAUGGAGUGGGAGAAGGCCUGGGAGAUCACAAAGCGAACCUGCGCCUACACCAACCACACCGUGCUGCCCGAGGCCCUGGAGCGCUGGCCGGUCUCCAUGUUCGAGAAGCUGCUGCCGCGCCACCUGGAGAUCAUUUAUACCAUCAACCAAAGACAUCUGGAUCAUGUGGCCGCCCUCUACCCUGGAGACCUAGACCGUCUGCGUAGGAUGUCCGUGAUCGAGGAAGGAGACUGCAAGAGGAUUAACAUGGCCCACCUCUGCGUGAUCGGCUCCCACGCCGUCAAUGGGGUGGCCAGGAUUCACUCCGAAAUCGUGAAGAAUUCCGUAUUCAAAGAUUUCUACGAGAUGGAACCAGAGAAGUUCCAGAACAAGACGAACGGCAUCACUCCGAGGCGCUGGCUCCUGCUGUGCAACCCAGGACUAGCAGGUGUAAUUGCUGAGAAAAUUGGAGAAGAUUUUGUAACAGAUCUGAGCCAGCUGAAGAAGUUACUGGAUUUUGUCAAUGACGAGGUGUUUAUCAGGGAUGUGGCCAAAGUCAAACAGGAGAACAAGCUCAAGUUCUCUGCCUACUUGGAGGAGAAGUACAAGGUGAAAAUCAACCCGUCCUCCAUGUUCGACGUGCACGUGAAGCGGAUUCACGAGUACAAGAGGCAGCUCCUCAACUGUCUGCACAUCAUCACCCUCUACAACCGCAUGAGAAAAGACCCAUCAAAGUCCUUCGUGCCAAGGACUGUCAUGAUUGGAGGAAAGGCAGCUCCCGGCUAUCACAUGGCCAAAAUGAUUAUCAAACUGAUCACGUCCAUCGGGGACGUCAUCAAUAACGAUCCCUAUAUAGGAGAUAAACUCAAAGUCAUCUUCUUGGAGAACUACAGGGUAUCCUUUGCUGAGAAAGUGAUUCCUGCAGCCGAUCUGUCCCAGCAGAUCUCCACGGCUGGCACUGAGGCCUCGGGCACGGGGAACAUGAAGUUCAUGCUGAACGGGGCCCUCACCAUCGGGACCAUGGAUGGGGCCAACGUGGAGAUGGCGGAGGAAGCUGGCGAGGAGAAUCUGUUCAUCUUCGGCAUGCGGGUGGAGGAUGUGGAGGAGUUAGACAAACGAGGGUACAAUGCUAGGGAAUACUACGAGCGCAUUCCCGAGCUGAGACAAGCUAUCGACCAGCUCAGCAGCGGCUUCUUCUCGCCUAGAGACCCUGGCUGCUUCCGGGAUGUCGUCAAUAUGUUGAUGAACCAUGACAGAUUUAAAGUGUUUGCCGACUACCAGGCCUACAUGGAGUGUCAAGGCCGCGUUGACCAGUUGUACAGGAAGCCAAGAGAGUGGACAAAGAAGGUCAUCAAGAACAUCGCUUCCUCGGGGAAGUUUUCCAGCGACAGGACGAUCACUGAGUACUCCAGAGAAAUCUGGGGUGUGGAGCCAUCAGCUGUGAAGAUCCCCCCACCUAACAUCCCCAGGGAUUAAGCUGGGCACUAACUGUGUGUCUGGUUGAUCCAGGCUUAAGGGGCUUCUGGUUUCCAGCUAGGUUUGCACAAAUGAACUUAACACCAGUUGAGAGUCUGGAAUCUAUAAAAUAGGGCAUUUGCUAGGGAGAAGAGGAGGGUGCUUUUAAUAAGAGCAGAAAGGGGAGAUGUUGGCCAAAGCCUUGUGUGUGAAAACAGGUAAAACAAAAGGAGCAGCAGGAAACCUGGUUAGAACUAAGGCCAUUCUGUGUGUUACUCAUUUAACCAACGUGCAUGUCCUGUACUGUGUCGAGUGAGCUAAUGGCUGCCUAGGGUCCCUGCUGAUACAGCCCACGCGAGGCCAAGCACUGAGUGAAAUGCUUGUUUUCCCCUGCUGCAGAAAGGCUGCUCUAGUCUCUAGAGAGGGGGGUGGUUGCUGAACCCCCUGCUCAGAUGAUCUGCCAGCGUCGUCUGAACCUGCCCAUGCCUCCUACCCCAUCAGUCAUUGUUAGAGGCCUAACCUGGGUUCUUACACCUUCUAGCCACAGUCAGAGCGGGGCCAGUGGUUAGGUGAAGCAGGAGUAGAACCAACACAGGUCGCUUAAAGGUAAAUGACCCCACCCUAGCCAAGAGUCUGGUUUUGCUUACUGGAUGAAAGAGGAUUGAACUCCACUAGCCAGCUCUGUGUGAGCACAGCAGGGGGCUUUUGGAGCACACCUGAGCCCUAACCUCAUGGUUGUUUCUGCAUCUAGCAGCCCCAGGUGGGGUGUGUGAGAUUCAUGUUGAAAGGGGGCAGCUAAUGGACUUCAGCCAAGAUUGAAAUCAGCUGCUUUCCUUACCAAAUGGGGCCAGGAGAUUUGGCAGUUUGCUCUAAAGAUUGCACCUAGUUUGAAUUAAAAAGCAACUUGCAGACAGCAAUUAAAUAUGGAGGUGGCCCCUGGAGCUGUUAUAGGUCCCUGUCGAAGGCACCAUCUUGCUCCAAGUGGCUUUUGUAGAGCUGCUAUGAAGGCAUGUGAGAUUGUAUUAGCUUUCAUUGAGCAGUUUGUGGCUGGGCCUGGAUUGCAUUCCUGUUUCCACUUUGUAAUGCCUACAAGGCCUAUGCUGGCUGAAGGGCUGACUGGUCUCUGAAGAAAUACUUGCAAGCACCAGCCUGUAAAUGCUCUGCUUGUGAGAUAGCGGGGGGGGGGGGCUGGAUAGCUUCUGAGGCAUGUGGCCACUAGCACAGCCCUGUGCCAACCCCCCAGCACAGGGGGACAAGGAGCCUGUCAACUUAGCGCUUCCCCCUGCUUCCUAAGCCCAGCCUGAACCCAAGAUUCAUUUUUGUUGUUGGCCCCACAGUAAGGGACAAAGACACUGUCACUUUUCCGCUGGCCACACUGACCUGUUCCUGCACAGAACUGCUGCAUCCCCUUUUCUACCCCACCCAGACCCAACUACCUGUGUAACCUAUGCCCAGAACAAGCCAUUGCCCGCCCUGGGGCAUUGGCUACCAACCAGACCACCUCCAUCAAGGAAAGAGGCCCAAAACUGGGACCAUCAGCUAGCAGGCAAGUCACUUCCCCCGAAGCCCUUCAGUCUGCUCGGAGCUGUAAGGCAGGGCCAUGACAGCCCCAAUGCUCUCAGCGGCUGCCCCCCUUCACCAAUAGGGGAAAAGGCCUGGAACGGUAUGGAUGGGCUCCUCAGCAAGGGGCCUCCACAGCCCAGGGAAGGACCCAAGUAUUAACAUCCCAUGGAGCCUAUCAGCUGCAGCUGGGCUCCAUCACAGCCCAUUUGUUGCUGGAACUAGAAGCUCCUAUUGUUGGAAGAGCCAGGUUCCUGCAUGGUCUCCCGUGGCCCAGCUCACCCAGAGUGAGCCCGUCAGCACCGAGCGAUCUGAUACAAGCCACCCCCUGUGCAUUUCCUUAAUCCUAUGAGUGGAGCCAGGAAAAAUACAGGUGAGGCUCUGGGCCCAGGAGCCGACUGCCAAAUACAGAAUUGCUGGGAAAAAUCAUUGGCAAAUAGCACACCUGAAAUUAAGUCAUUUUGUCAGGGCUGAUGUGCUUUUGCUGUGACCAUUGAUGUGUUAACUUACAUCAUGUCUCUAUGCCCAUGAGCAAAGAAAGGGACUAAGCCGGUCACUUCUCAGCAAGGAAGGGGAUACACUUUCAGUGUGCAUUGAAAUCAAGCACAGCCCCUUAUUUAAAUGAUCAAAAAGACCAACCCUUAAGUCCACUUAAUUUUUAACUGUAGUGUUGUUGCAGCCAUGUUAGACCCAGAAUCGUGGAGAGACAAGGUGGGUGAAGUAAUGGCUUUUAAUGGAUCAACUUUUGUUGGUGAGACAUGAGCUUCUGAGUGACACAGAACUGGAGAAGACCUGAAGAGCUCCGUGUAGCAUUAUCUCACUCACCUUGUGGCUCUAGGAUUUUUAAAUGCCGUCAGAUUUCUUGAGAAUACAACCUACUUCUGCUAAAAAAUGUACCAUACUUCAUCUGCAUGAAGCUGCUGAUCUACUUCCAUUGUGUUUUGUGUUGAUCUGGACUAGGAGGAGUACUUGCUGGAUUGUCAAUGUGUUACUGACAUUUCAUAGUCUGUGUUCCAUGAACUGGGAUAUUUGAACUGCAACAAUAGAACACAGUUGCUAUCUCAGAAAUCAACUCGUACUGAGCAGGAAAGUGGAAGGUUUGGAAUUAGAGCAUCCCAGUUGCUUCUGUAUCUGCCUCUAAUGGGACAUGCAAAUAGAUUUAGUGCAUUGUUUCAACAUGUUGGUACAAAGUAUGGAUAUUAAUCUGUGUAGUGAAUCUGUUCUUCACCUGUGCAUUGGAAACUGAUUAAAACAAUCAAAACGCC